UUAAACUCACCUCCAACACCCAUUCAGCCGCUUCCCGCUGCCUAUAAACGGCAGUGUACGCCGCACGGCGUCCCUGAUGCGCCACCCUUGCCGCCCGGCAGCGAGCCGGAAGUAUCCAGCCCGUCGAGUUUGGAAUUUUGCAUUCCGGCCCCGUGCCAUUUCAGCAACGAGAGAGAGCAUUCCCACGCGCGGCGCCUAAGCGCUGGGAGAUGCCGCAUGGAGCAACUGGUCCAAAGAGGAGCCGCCGCUCCCCCAAGGAGCAUCCUGAAGAAAGGCGCUUCUCGGGGUGAGGAGCGUGCCUACGAUGUCUUCAGGAAGUCCGGGUCUGCGGAGCUGUUGGACGGCUGUACGGGGCGGGGCGCCCACUUUUUGGCGACGUCCACUUUCGAGCGCGAGCCGCCCCCGCACCAGCAGGUUUCCUCCAGCCUGCCCUCUGCGCACAGGAAGCACUUGGCGUGGAGGACAAUGCACUUCCUGGAGGAGAAGGUCCGCUUCUCCAACUUUCUGGAUGAAAUUACCUGCCGCGUCAUAAACCCGCCCCACCUCAUGCCAAUCGUCAGGGGGCCCUCCCGAUGCCACGGAAGCCCCACUCCUCGACCCCGGGACCGCCACCCGAGGAAGCGGACGUCGGACGGCGAGUCCGCAGACCGCAAGCGGCGUUGGGACAGAUGGGUGGCAGCGCUGCGGCGGUCCGAGGGGGCGGGUUAUAGAGAGGAAGUGCUGAAGGUAAAUAGAGGAGACGAACGGGGACUUCCUCUUACGGAACAGGAAGUUGUGUCACACAUUAAGGAGGUUUUGUCCGACUCGGACCGUAUCAGAAUCCUGCAGCAGCAGAAUGAGGAUCUGCGGCGACGCCUGUCCCUCUCCAGCCACAAAAUGGACGCCAUGGAGGUGGAGUUUGACGGUAACCGCCAUUACAUGGAGGCGGAGCUAAGCCGCACCAGGGAUGACCUUGACAAGAUGAGGGACAAGUUUCGCCGACUCCAGAACAGUUACACAGCGUCUCAGAGGGCCAAUCAGGACUUAGAAGAGAAACUUCAUGCUCUGGCUGCUGUCAGUCAGACCUGGGUCCAUGCACUGCGGACGGUGGAGCGAGACAAGAAGACAAUGGACCAGGAGAUGGUAGAGCUCACCAACAAGCUGCUGGAGGCCAAGAACACCAUCGACCGCCUCGAGGAGCUUAACGAACGUUACCGACUGGACUGCAACCUCGCCGUGCAGCUGCUUAAAUGCAACAAGUCGCAUUUCAGGAACCACAAGUUUGCUGACCUGCCGUGUGAACUUCAAGAUAUGUUGAACAAACACAUGAAGAGCAGCAGCCUGCCUGAGCGAAGCCCCGGCCCCCGCAGUCAGGACCCGGACACGCUGAGUCUGACUCCUUCCGACGUGGUCCCGACCUCCAUGAUCGCUCGCGUCCUAGAGAAACCCGAGCCGCUGCUCCUAAACUCGGCGCAGUCCAGCAGCCGCGGCUGGCCGGCCGCCGAGGACGUCUUUGUGCACGUGGACAUGACGGCUGAAGGGCGAGGUGCCGAGGACGCCGUGCCCCGCGACGGUUCGUGUCGGGACCCCGAUUGCCCGGAUGCCGUAGAGGAGGCGGGUGGCGCGCCGUCCUUCGAGAAGCUCAACCCAUACCCGCCGCCCCCGCCGCCCAACCCGCUCUACCCGGGACGCAAGGUCAUCGAGUUUUCCUCGGACGACAAAGUGAAGAUUCCCAAGAACAGUCCGCUUCCCAACUGCACGUACGCCACCCGCCAGGCCAUCUCGCUCAGUCUGCAAGGCGAGCAGCAGCCGCCUCCGCCGCCCAGCCCCGCGCCCUCGCGCGCUGCGCUCCGGCAUCACGGUGGUGUCGCAGACACGCCCUCCAGCCAGUCCAGCCCCUUCAGCAGCCCGCCACAGGCGCCCAGCAUGGGGGCCAGUUCUGCCAGUUCUUCCGAGGACCUCUUGGCCAACUGGCAGCGGUUGUUUGUGGACAAGAUGGCGCCCUCAGUGGCGGGCGGCGGGGCCCCCUCGAGGGUGGCAUACUCGGACGGCGAGGAGGGCUCCACCCCCAGUCACGCCUCCAGCGUCGACACGGACACGGACGCCGAGCCCCGGCCCGAUGCCAGGGGGGAGCGGCUCCUGAUGAACUCGGACCCGGACCGAGAUGGCGCGACGGUCGUCAUGGUGACGGCGCACACCUGCGAGGAGGAGGAGGAAGAGGACGAGGAAGAGGAGGAGGAGCCGGGCAGCCUCGCCCGAGAUUUGCCUGUCAUUUCCCCCAGCCUCUUGGACUAUGACUCCGCCUUCGCCGCAGCGGCGCUGCCACGACCUCACAGGAGCCCCAAGAGGAUGGGGGUGCACCACCUGCACAGACACCAGCAAUAACACACACACACACACACACAACCAGGAUCCAGCCAUACUUGUCUGUCGUGCGUGCGUGCGUGCGUGCGUGCGUGAACCUUGGAAGUUUUCUUUUGAAGGGAAGGACGUUCUCUCGGUGCCUCAGUAACGUCGCGUCUCCCAUUUCUUUCGUUCGCAUUUCACUUAGCAUUCAAAUCGAACCGAUGUCGUGGCAAGAUGGCUUCGGCAGGUUGUAUAUAUAACAACAAAGUGGAUCCAAAUUGUGGAAGAAUAUUUUUCUACUUUGAGCUAUGUGAAAACAAUGACCACGCCGGGCCACACGUUAGCAUGUUUUAGUCACGAUGUUUGAUUGUUGUCGAUUUUUCUUUUUUUUUGGGCGCCAUUGUGAUUGUUGUCGAUUCCGCUGAAUGUGACCCACCACUGAGCACAACGAUCGAUCGGGUCAAGAUAUCUGUCGUGUCGGCCCAGGAUUGAUCUCAUCUCAUCGAUGGACGACGUGCGACGGGAUCAAAUGACGAUCACGUGACGACGAAUGUCAGUAUUUGAAAAUAAAGAGGUGCUUUGUUGUGGUUGGCGGGAGGACAACUUGUUUGUCUUCGUCUUCAAAAGGGCUGCCGAGCAUUUUCAUAUUUCAUCAGAGUGGCGAGCGGUCCGAGUCCCAAUAGAUUUGACGUGUCGCCGGAAUGAGUCGUCGGCAGUCGUCCUUUUCUUCGUUUUUACCUUCCCGCUCUCCUCCGCCGACCUUCGCCCCGCUUGACUUUGACGAGGAUUUUUCUCCAUUUCUCCUUUUCAAUCGAGACAUUUUAUUUCUAGUCAUGAUAACUUUUGAGGUCGUACGUAAAAUAAGCCAGUUUGCUCAUUCGAUUCAACCUAAAGUAGAAGCGGAGAAAUGUAUUUUUGACGUGGCCAAGCAUGUCCCACGAUGCAUCAGGGAAGCUCACAGGAAGUGCCAAUGACCGCUCGGCAUCUUCUUGAAACAUUUACACCCGUCAACGUAUUUGUCACAUGGUUUAGGUGAGUAAAUGGAAGGUUAGACGGCACUAAUGAAUGCAACACUAGCGAACUCGUCACAAGUUUGCGUUUCUGCGAUGAGCAAUUAGCGACGAGCUCACGUGGCGACUACGUUCAGUUCAACAUGUCCGCCGUUCACCAAAAUGUCAGCAACUCGGGCCGCCGCUGCCUCCUCGUCAACAGGUGCUCGCACAGUCUGUGAUCUUUGAGGUUCCAUGAACUUCGCCUGAUGAUUGAUAUGUAAACUGAUGUAUAUUUUCAAAUUAAUAAUAAUAAAAAUGAAAAAAAACAGUGAA
This is a messenger RNA of Phyllopteryx taeniolatus (common seadragon), 3650 nucleotides long. RefSeq names its product tight junction associated protein 1 (peripheral) (gene tjap1). Gene Ontology annotation, cellular component: trans-Golgi network. The transcript has 9 exons. Gene Ontology annotation, biological process: Golgi organization. The record is from RefSeq and is a predicted model, not a curated record. The coding region runs from base 217 to 2364 and encodes 715 amino acids. NCBI's taxonomy places the organism in Eukaryota, Metazoa, Chordata, Actinopteri, Syngnathiformes, Syngnathidae.